AUGAGACGACCUAAACGCUCAACUCCUCACACUACCACGCGCCUGCGAUGGAUGGAAUCUGCGUCCCCAGGUGUUCCAACCCCAAAUGACUUGCUGGUGUCCUGGCUGGAGCGCAAUGGGGAGGCAUUCCGCACGUCAAAGCGCAAGCUCAAUUUGUUGGAGCAGCUUGGGGAGGAGAUGGCGACCAACGGGAUCUACGGCUUGACGAUUAGCUCCAUCCGAUCGCAAAUUUGCCGUCUGAAAAAAGGUGUACAAAUGAGAGCUGAAGGCGGCAAAUGCACCUCUACAGAUGCCAAUCACUACUACGAUCGACUGUUGCUUCUCCUGUUUAGCGAGGAAGAGAGGAUUAGCAUGCGCGAUCGUGCUGCGGAACGAUCCACCGCUGUAAUUGAUGAAGACAAACAAGGGUCAAAUACAUCGCCACCACCUGGAAACCAUAACAGUCGACGAACUCGCUCGCGAUCAAGGGCUGAGCUGAAAGACGCGAGUGAUGUUGAGGAUCAAGGACAGGGAGCGCGACAACGUCCAGGUGCCAUUUUGCAGCCUGUUUAUUCGGUUCUGGACACGACGGAGAUCCGACGCCGCUUUGAACUGCUUUCUGCCCGCCAAGGACUCAAGCAACAAGGAGUUGACCGCGAAACCAUUGACUCGCUCCUCCCACUGCACCAAGAGUAG
Phytophthora nicotianae INRA-310 is the source of this 675-nucleotide messenger RNA. RefSeq lists its product as hypothetical. The transcript has a single exon. The coding region runs from base 1 to 675 and encodes 224 amino acids. The record is from RefSeq and is a predicted model, not a curated record. NCBI's taxonomy places the organism in Eukaryota, Oomycota, Peronosporomycetes, Peronosporales, Peronosporaceae.